GGAGAUCGAAGGCCUCGUAAACCCUAGAGUGGCCCUGCAUACCUCGUCGCCCUCCUUCCUCCCUCCCAUCUACCAUUUUCGCAGCUUCGCUGUAUCUAGUUUUAUUGUUCUGAGAUCGAAGAGAGUUACGAUGAUGAUUUUUAUGAUAAAAUAUUGAUUUGCAUUUUGCAACAUGAGCUUUACAUACAUGGUUCGUAUUCACUGAGCAUCUCUCUGAUUAUCUCUACCCUGGAACUUUUAAUUUUCCGUUUUCGUGUUCUUUUCAUAAUCUCCCGAAGGACCUAUGGACGCAGCGCCAUCUUCAAUGCGUUAACGCCCAAGUUUGCCUUCGAAAACUGAAUUCAGAAUACAGAUCGCCGGUCGGAAUAAUUUCCGAUGGGUUAAUUUGCUUCGUAAGAUCUAAUUUUCUGACAUUUUAUCUUAGCAAGUUGUUUAGGCCCCAUCGAAGUCUCUGUAAUUGGCAUCUUGAACACAAGUUUUGAUGAUAGAGUAAAUCAAUUCAUUGCAAAUUUUGGACAAGUGUUCGUUCUCAUUCAUAAAUUACACCACAAGUUCAGUUUAAAAAAUUGAGGUGUUUGGAUCUUAUUCUACUACUUCAGAAGUCCGAGUCGGAGUGUGUGGGUGAUCACUUUAGAAGCUGAUUCUUUAAUUUACUUGUAGAAUCAAUGUUUUUAGAAGUGAGGAAUCAACUUCUGAAAAUUGAUUUUGAUUUCUAAUUCUGUUUGAUUUCUAAGUUCCAAACACCAAGAAUACUUUAUUUCCCAUUGCAAGUCGAUGAGGGGAAAAUGAAGAUUGUUGACACUUAUCUUUGGAAGUUUUACUCAAAGACUUGUCUUUGGAAGUUGAAACUUGUUUUGAUUUUUGAGUUUAACAACAAAGACAUCGAAGCAACAGCCCCAUUGCCAAAAGGGUUUGAAGUAAUCAACAUGAAUGUAAACAUGAAAUCAAUUUUUUUUAAAAAAAGGAUAGGAAAUACUACGUAUGAUUUUUAGUUUGCUUAUCGGCACAAAGUAUAGUUAUUUUUUGUCUGAGUUUGCUUACCGGCUCAAAGCAUAGUUAUUAUAAUAAGGCCCUUAAACACCAUAAAAAAAUAAUCAUUAAAAAAUAUUUAUACUUAAUUACUUACCUGAAAUAAUGAGAUUAUAUUUUGGAAAGGUAUGAAGUAACUUGGGGUGGGCUUGAUUCAAGCGGUUCGGUUUUCGUCUAAAACCAAAUGUCAAAUCAAAGUAAAAAGUUUGGUUCGAUUUUAUGUUCAAAAAUUUAAAAUCAUGGUUUGUUUGUUUUAGUUUAUUUCUUUUCAGUUUUGAUUUUUUCGGUUUUUACCAAAAUAUUUCAAUUUUGUUGAUUAGAAAAAGAAAAUAAUUUCAAAUAUAUAACAAAAAUAAAAGUAGUGGACACAAAUGUGACUCUUGUAACUUAAGUGAGUAUAAUUGUAUAAGUUUUUUGUAAAAAUAUUAUUAAAAUAAAACAUAUUUACAUAAAUAUGACUAUUCAUUGCUACAAUAUGGUAUUGUGGUAUUUAUACUCAAAACUUGAACAUAAAUUAAUAUGGUUUCAUUACUACUCUAGUCACUAGUCAUUUUUUUGUAAAUCAUCUUUAUUUUGAUCAUAUUUAUAUAAUUAUUUCUAAUUGUAUAUAAGUUUUAUAUCAUAGUGACUAAAACUUACAUGUAGUAACUUAUAAUCAUAUUUUUGUCCAUCUAUUUCCAUGAGUAAUAUUUUAGGAAAAAACUCAAAAGAAAAAUAGUACUACCUCCGUCCUAAAAAAUUUUGCCAUUUUCAAAACUUUGACCGGCUAUAUCUUUUUAUUGAAAAUGAUUUAAAAUAUAAAAAUUAUAUGAAAAUGUUCUUUGUUAAAAGUACUUUCAUAAAAGUAUAAAAUUUAUAACUUACAUAAUUUUAUACUAAUCAAAAUUGAGGUUCAAAUUUUUGGAAAUGACAAAGUUUUUUGGGACAGAGGUAGUAAUUGUAAAACAAAAGCAAAAAAAUAAACUAUAUCAAACUAGUAUUAAUAGUUACACAAUACAAAAACAUACAUAACUAAAAAAAAUAGAAAAAAUAAAUGCAUUUCCAAGCAAUGAAUUAAGAGUACGUGUAUACCAAUUUAAACAUUUUCUAAAUUAAUUAAAUGCGUAAGUUUAUUUGUGAAUUAUAUAUAGGUUAUUUGCAAGUUAAAAUUUUAUUAGUAAUUAACUUCUAUUUUCUUUUUUGACAAAGAUAUUUAUGCUCUAAAAAUUCACGUUUUCUGCUAUGUUGUUUAAAGUAUAGUUUAUAUUAAUACAUAUUUGUUCAAUAUAAAGAACUACUACGUAUGUGAUAACAAACAUAUAUACAUAAGAUUGAUCCAAGGAAGACCUAAGUUUCAUCCAAGGAAGACCUAAGAUAACAAUUUAUGUUCGGUUCAUCCAAGGAAGACCUAAGAUUUGCCACUUCGAUAACAUUGUCUUUAAGGUUGACCAAAACUUGGCUGGUUGGAAAAAUAAAUUUUUAACUACUGGUGGUCGUAUUACCCUCAUUAAAUUUGUGCUCACCACUUUCCCCCUGUAUCAUAUGGCCAAUGUUAUUAUCCCGAAAAUUGUUCUUCAAACUAUUGAACAAUAGUGCUUCAGAUUUUUGUGGUACAAUGCUGAUUUUAAUAAACGUCAUAUCUGGAGAAAGUGGAAUAGGAUUACUUAUCCUGUUAACAAAAAUGGUUUGGGCUUCAGGAAUAUUUUCUUUAUUAAAAAAUGCUUCUAUCUUAAGUGUUUAUGGAAAGCCGCCAAUAACACUGGUUUAUGGGGGCUUUGGUUUUCUAAGCUUAAAACCUCCGGUAAAUCUUAUAUGUGGAAAGGUUUGUCUAAGGUCAAGCAUGAUUUUGAUAGUCUUACUACUCUUGUGAUUUGUAAUGGUCAGUCUUCUUUUUGGAAUUCUAACUGGUCUGAAUUUGGCAGGCUAAAGGACCACUCCAAAAAUGAGGGGAUUUUGCACCAUCAAAUUACUGUCAAAGAAGCCUAUCACCACCUCUCCUUUUUUCAAGAGAUACAGACUAUGAUGCCUGAACACAUUCUUAAUAGCAUCAAGAAUACUAUUCAUCACUUCUCUUCUACCAAUGACACUAUGGUUUGGACCCUUACUCCUGCAGGAUCCUACUCCUUUAAGAGUGCCUAUGAGGAAAUCAGACCUAAAAGAGGUAUUCAUAAUAGCAUUCAGAACAUCUGGAAUAAAAACAUUCCUACUAAAAUGUCUUUCUUCAUGUAGAAGGUGAUAAACAACUUGCAACCUUUUCAGGAAAAAUACACCUAUUUGGCAGUCAUGGCCCCUAUAAAUGUCCCUUUUGCAAUAACUUUGAUACAAGAGACCACUGUUAUACCUCCUCUGAUUUAAGCAAGAAACUUUGGACCCAUUACAAUAACCUUCUUAAUAUCGUGAAUCAUAAUAGUGAUGUUAUCUACAUUUUUUGGAUUAUUUGUAAAAGAAGAAACAUGUACAUUUAUGACGAUACUGAUAUUUUAAUUUAUGAGGCUAUUGAUAUUAUCAAUAAGGAGAUUUGGGAUGUUAGUUGGGCCAAACCUUUUGUCACCAAAGCCACUGAUCCCCCCAUUUUAGACAUCCAGAUUAUCAAACCCAAGUUGAAAGUUCAAAAACUCACCAACCGAGUUCUUAGUUGGGCUAGACCUCCUGCCAACUUCACCAAAAUUAACAUUGUCAUCAGAACUACAAGAGAUGAGAAUAUUAUUUCUGGAAUGAUCAUUCAGGAUAGCCAGGAGCACAUGAUACAUUACCAGUUCAACAUUCAUAAUCAGUCUGACUACACUUCCAUAUUUUGUGAUAUUGUUAUCAGCAUGAAAAAUCUGUUUCAUGAUAACAGGUACACUAACAUCAUUCUUGAGAGUGACAUAUUACAGGUACUCAAGACUAUUCAAGGAACUGAAAGCCCAAGGUGGACAACAAUAGCAAACCUUCAAGCCUUUAAAGAAAUCUGUCAUUACGUUCAUUUUGACUAUUCUUACAUUAGGAAAUCUUGUGAUAGGGCGGCUUAUUUUGUUGCGGCUAACGCAAAUUUAAUUACUAAUAGCCCAAACAUUUAUACGAAAUUUCAGGGUAUUCUCAAAUUUGAUGCAAUUAGUUACCCUUAUGUUGUGUAAUGUCGGUAGGUUUUGGCGAAAUGUCCCCCCUACCAUGUACUUUUUUUCUCAUUAAAUAAACCGGUAAGGUGUUCCCCGACAAAAAAACAAACAAACAAUAUCAAUAAAAUAUCAUUGUCAUGCAACAA
This is a messenger RNA of Cuscuta epithymum, 4252 nucleotides long. The record is from the annotation of a GenBank genome assembly. Lineage: Eukaryota; Viridiplantae; Streptophyta; Magnoliopsida; Solanales; Convolvulaceae.